Molecule: messenger RNA, 387 nt
Organism: Cetraspora pellucida
Lineage: Eukaryota; Fungi; Glomeromycota; Glomeromycetes; Diversisporales; Gigasporaceae
Source: the annotation of a GenBank genome assembly
AUGCAACGAGAGCAACAAAAAACGGAUGAGAUGUUUGCCGUCGUUACGGCUAACAGUACUCUUUCAUCAAAUUCAUCAAGCACUACGACACAACGAUCUGGUGUGACGACAAAUUUCUUGUAUAAGCUAAUUGAAAUAGCUGCCUAUACUUCAGUUUAUGCCAACGAUGCAUAUCAGAUUAUGACGACGGGUGGUGAUAAAAUUAAACAAGAGAUAAAAGAGAAUGACGGAACGUCUAAAAAGAUACAUAGUCGAUAUCAUAGUAUCGAUAUGUUGCGAAUCAACGUUGAUGAUUCGGAUGAUCCUGAUGCUAACAGUGAUGAAUUAAGUGACAAGAUUGCACAGAACAGUAACGGUGUCGAUUCAAAUUGGCUUUUAGAUAUGUAA